Tripterygium wilfordii is the source of this 1992-nucleotide messenger RNA. RefSeq names its product 2-succinylbenzoate--CoA ligase, chloroplastic/peroxisomal. Gene Ontology annotation, molecular function: medium-chain fatty acid-CoA ligase activity. Gene Ontology annotation, biological process: fatty acid metabolic process. The record is from RefSeq and is a predicted model, not a curated record. The transcript has 10 exons. The coding region runs from base 71 to 1765 and encodes 564 amino acids. NCBI's taxonomy places the organism in Eukaryota, Viridiplantae, Streptophyta, Magnoliopsida, Celastrales, Celastraceae.
GCUGUCAAUUCAAAACCUCCAAGCCAGUCUUUACACUCGAACAGUACUCGCAAAUUCUCCUCCCAAAACCAUGUCGAACCACUCUAAUCCACACAUUUGUCAGUGCCUGGCUCGCUUGUCAACGCUACGACGAGAAUCUGUGGUGACCAUUGCCGGUAACCGGCGAAAGACCGGCCAGCAAUUCGUGGAAAGUGUGUUGAGUCUGGCUUGUGGAUUGCUCGGACUUGGACUACGUAUCGGUGAUGUCGUUGCCAUCUCUGCUUUCAAUAGUGAUUGGUACCUGGAGUGGUUACUUGCUGUUGCAUAUGUUGGUGGUAUAGUUGCUCCUUUAAAUUAUCGCUGGAGCUUUGAGGAGGUAAAACUAGCAAUGUUGAUAACAAGGCCAGUGAUGUUGGUAACUGAUGGAAGCUCUAGCCACUGGUAUUCAAAGCUCCAGGAUAAUGCCAUAAAUUCUUUAAGGUGGCAUAUUUCCUUGGACUGGCCUUCUUCAGGUUCUUCCUGUAAGUGGAAUGUAUUAAAUAUUGCAAAACUCAAGCAGCAUUCUGUCGAAAAUGUACCUCCAAAUUAUGCAUGGGCACCUGAGGACGCUGUUAUAAUAUGCUUCACUUCAGGAACCACUGGAAAGCCGAAAGGAGUUACCAUAAGCCAUUCAGCUUUGAUCACACAAUCCUUAGCAAAAAUUGCCAUUGUUGGUUACUGUGAGGAUGAUGUUUAUCUGCACACUGCUCCACUUUGUCAUAUUGGCAGUUUGUCAUCUGCCAUGACCAUCCUACUGCUUGGAGGUUGUCAUGUCUUAAUACCCAAAUUUGAGGCUAAAUCGGCCCUCGAAGGCAUAGAGCAGUACCAUGUGACUUCUUUAAUCACCGUCCCUGCAAUAAUGGACAGUUUACUUUCCUUGAUCAGGGUGAAGAAAAGCUGGAAAGGGAAAGAGAGUAUGAUGAAGAUAUUAAAUGGUGGUGGGGGUUUAUCAACCGAGCUUAUAAAAGAUGCCAUCAAGUUUUUCCCAAGAGCUAAGCUCCUUUCAGCAUAUGGAAUGACAGAGACUUGUUCCUCACUAACCUUUAUGACCCUGUAUGACCCGACGUUUGAUAACCCUGGCUCGUCUCUGCAUACACUUGGCCUAGCAAAAUCCAAUACAGUUCCACAGCCACAAGGUGUUUGUGUGGGCUUGCCUGCACCACAUGUUGAAAUGAAAAUAUGUGUGGAUGACUCUUCUCACAUCGGAAGAAUUUUAACUAGAGGUCCACAUACUAUGAUUGGAUAUUGGAACCUCAAUACAUCUGGUACAUCAAAGUCUAGUGAUGUCGUAUGGCUUGAUACCGGUGACAUUGGGUGUAUUGAUGAUUAUGGUUACCUAUGGCUUAUCGGACGAACAAAUAAUCGCAUUAAGAGUGGAGGUGAAAACGUUUACCCUGAAGAGGUGGAGGCAAUCCUAUUACGACAUCCAGGACUUACUGCCAUUGUUGUCUUGAGUAUUCCAGAUGCUCACCUGACAGAGAUGGUUGUUGCCUGUGUUCAAUUAAGAGAAAAUUGGAAAUGGUGUGACAGAAAUCUGAAGUCGUCAGCUGAAAACAAAGAGCUCAUGAUAUCCAGUGAUAUACUUCGACAGUAUUGUAGAGAUGAGAAAUUAACUAGGUUCAAAAUACCAAAGAUAUUUAUUCUUUGGAGGAAGCCAUUUCCACUAACCACAACUGGGAAAAUUAGAAGAGACCAAGUUCAGAGAGAAGUUAUGUCUCAGCUGCAAUCUUUCCCGAGCAAUCUAUAACAGUUGCAGAUUCAGCCAAUCAUUGAUUCAACAUAUCACAGCAUUUUGGGUGAGCACUCCAUCACUAUUGUCAAUUCUUGCAUGAACAUCAAUCUAUUGUGCACAUUUUUUCUUUUUUCUUUUUUUUUAAUGAGAAAUAGUGUACAUGAGUAUGCUGCCUAUCAAAAGAUUAUGUACCACGUAUUAAAUUUUCAUAAAGUAUGGCAGUAGAGGCAUUUUUGUGUGGC